Messenger RNA from Capsella rubella, 2900 nucleotides. RefSeq lists its product as uncharacterized. NCBI's taxonomy places the organism in Eukaryota, Viridiplantae, Streptophyta, Magnoliopsida, Brassicales, Brassicaceae. The record is from RefSeq and is a predicted model, not a curated record. The coding region runs from base 106 to 2538 and encodes 810 amino acids. The transcript has 3 exons.
UUUUGUUUCAUAGGCUCACAAAUUUGGUAUUAUAAGAUCUGGUGUUAUGCAGAAGAGCAGGGACAAGGUAAAAAGUGAAGUGAAUAGUAACAGUGGAAGAAACAAAUGUUCUUAUCAUCCACUGAUCAAAGCCCUUCAAACAAUCCAUCUUCUUCUUCUAGUUUCUUACAUCUGACCAACUCUAGUGAUGAGUUAGGUCAAUCACAUCUUUCAAGUUUCUCCAUCAGAGAUUAUGCAUUUAGUUACCGAACCAAGAACAUCAAGAAAAAUUGGCCUUUCUCCUCAACAAGUUUGCAACUUUGUUUGAGACAUGGAUUGAGUGAUCCAUUGCCACCGAUUCAGCCUCUUGGCCGUCCUCUUCAAGUGGAGAAGCUAAACAUAACUUAUGUCGAAGCUAUAAGUAACAAGAGAAAGGCAGAGAAUCUUAGCGUCAACCAGACAUUAGUGGAGACUAAUAAACAAGGCUUUGAGAAUGGUUUGUUGGCUAGUGGUUCGAAAUCCAAAAUACAAGUAGCUAUGGCUAACAAGAAUCCUAGAAAAAAGUGUGGGUUGGUAGUGAAACCUGGAGCCUGUAUGGACAGUGGAUCAAAAGAAGAUCAUAGUUGCCUCUUUUCAGCUUCUGAAUCUAUGGCUUUGAGAACUUGUCCCAUCUGCAAAACCUUCUCGUCUGCUUCUAACACCACUUUAAAUGCGCACAUCGAUCAGUGUCUCUCAGUUGACUCGGAGCAGCAGCCAAUGACUAAGCCAAAUAGGCCUAGGACUAAGCCACGGUUGAAAGUCAAAACGAUGAUUGAUAUAUAUGCUUCUGCGAAAGCAGGCACAUUAGAAGAUCUUGAUAAAAGAAAUGGAACAAACUGGGUUAUGAUUUCGAGCUUCUCUAACGGGGUUGUCUCUGAUAGUAAGCCUGAAGUGUCCAACAAAGGAAAGAAGCGGAGUGUGGUGCGUGUUCGCAUUGACGAAGAGGCUGCUGGCAUUGGACCUGUUUACAUUGAUGCUAAGGGCCAAAAACUGCGGAUUUUAUCUGAGUUUAGCGAGAAGACUUCUGAUCCAUCAAUAGAGCAUGAAGAUGGUAGUGAGAAGAAAUCUUCUAGUGAAAGUAAAGGGAACAAAAGCUUUAGGAAAAAACUCAAGGGAAAGAACUAUUACAAGUAUCCUAAACCAGUUCGCCAAAGUAGAAAACUCACUGUUCGUAAAGGAAAUGCUUUAGAGAUAUCGGAUUAUGGAAGAGGAUACUCUGACGAAGGUAAAGACUUUGAGAGGUUAGAAACUUCAGGUCCUAGUCAGCGUAGAAUUUUCAACCAGCGGAUGCUAACCAAACGUCGUCUUACAAGACAUGGAAAUAAGAUUGGGACUAAAAUUUGUGAUCAGCCUGAGAAUGGGGAUUCAUUGUCAGAAGAUCAUCUUGUGCUAAGAGGUCCAAGUAAUGUGAAUACUGAUUUGUCCGAGACAGUUUCUUCUCCUUUAAACAGUCAAGGCUCAUGGAGAAUUUGUGGGGAGAAACAAGUCUCUGGAAAGAGCUUAUCUUUUUCUAGGAACAAAAGCAUUGAAAGCGAUUCAUUUGUUGCAAGUCCAGUGAGAUGUUCAACACCUGUGGAUAAGGAGUUUUCAUCCAAGGCAAAAGGCAUCAUGAAGUUCAAGAAGGCUAGAUUGGGUUUCUCAGAGAAUGAAGAUGAAGAUACAGGGAAAUGGGAGUCUGAAAUGACUCAAGAAUGUGAUCUGACAGAUUAUGAUGAUUGGGAUGAUGAUGGGGAACCUGAUAAGGUCGUACUAAGCUCAAAUCCUUCAUUUAGUGGGGAAGACAAUGAUUAUGAAAGUGAUGAAGAGACUGGUAAUAACAAAGGAGAUGAUGAUAUGCUGCACAAUUCUAAUGAUGCAGAUGUUGAGUUUGAAAACAUGAUUUAUGAAAAAACUGGCUGCGAAACUGCGGAACAAGAAAGCUCGUUCAUGGAGGUUGAUCCCAUUCCUAUUCCUGGACCUCCAGGAUCAUUUUUACCAAGUCCUUGGGACAUGGCAACUGAUGCAAUUGAACAUCAUGGAAACUCUUCAGUUAUCACAAGCCAAGUCCACUCUUCACAAGAUCAGCUUGAUCUCACUGACAGAAACUCAUCAGAAUCACCUGUUUCAGCAAUUUCAAACUUUGCAGCUCCUGAAACACAGAUUCAUAAUAUCAUUACCAUUGACAAGAGACCUUCCCGAUUCAGAGACAAUGAUCAAUCAUGUUGUUGCCAAAGACAGGUUGAAGAGACAGCAUUUGGCCAACCACCACCACCACCACACAUGACCCAACAAGAUUUGGAUUUCUUGAGUAAGCCUGUUCCGGUGAUUCCUUCAAAUCCCAAUCCAGUGUUGCGGCUAAUGGGAAAGGAUUUGAUGGUUAUUAACCAAAGAGAAGAAGAACCAUCACACAACAGUCCAAAACCAACCUCUCAGUUUCAAGAUCUCUCUAAGACACAACAAGUGUCUUCUUCCGUUCUUCAUCGUCCUUAUGGUGGAAACGGUUCAUACUUCGACACCAACACAAGCUUCUACAACAUUUGAUUGAAGAACCUGAUCAAGAACUCUACCUUUCUCCAAAGAAAGUAUUAUUCCAUGGCAUUUCAGAUCAAAGUCCAGGCAAUUUAUCCUUAAGCUUGAGAGAUAUUGAGAAGCUAGUAGUCUCUCCUCAUCAUUGAACCUCAAGAUCUCAUGUGAGGUUGAGAAUCUCAAAGAAGCUGCUUUAGGAGAAAUGGUGAGAUAUAGAUUAGAUUCUCAUUGAUCUCAUAGGAUAUGAGAGAACUUCCACUAAGGUAUUGGACCCCCACUUUUGUUUCAAAGGGAAAGAUUAAAAGUAUGAAAGUUAUUAUAAUGUUAUGAAAACGAAUUCUAAAUAAAUAAAUAUGAUAUGAGCUGAGUUAACAUCA